This is a messenger RNA of Symbiodinium pilosum, 4691 nucleotides long. The record is from the annotation of a GenBank genome assembly. Lineage: Eukaryota; Dinophyceae; Suessiales; Symbiodiniaceae.
GUUGGGGAGAGCAAUGGCAGAAGUUGCAUGCUGAGGUGUCUCACUUUCAGCGCCCACGAGCUUUAGUAGUGGCAUCUCGCAAGACGCCGCAACGGAGUUUGCCAUUGCCGGGAGGAUCGCCAGAAAAUGUUGGCACUGUGGCAGGCCAGCUUCAGACCCUGACUUCUUCACCACACACAGCAAGGCGGUGGAACGCGAAACUGUGGCAAUGGCUGCGAUUCAGACCUGGCGUCGAUGAGGCUUCUCUUCGACGAAGUGCGUUGCAUAUUCAGAGGGCGUGGAGGGAGCUCAUGCAGCACAGGCGUGUGAUGGUGGCCAAGCGACAGUUGUUGGCAGCGCAAAAAUCCCCGCUUCGGGAGGUCAGAGUUUCGCCGCAGGUUGUCGCCCGGGCUCCUGACCAAGAGAAGUCGAAUACGGCGUCUUUGGACGAGGACCUUUGGGACGAAGCCAUCUUCUCCCAAUACCCAUCGGUUGACACUAUGCUCCUCUUCUCACAGAAGGGGUUUGGAGUGAGCUCCCGCCAUCAGGUGGAUAGGACUAUUGCCAAGCACCUCAAGAAGCUCGAACGCCGAUACCAGCUGAGGAUGCAAGGCUUCGCAUCCUGGCGGCCACCAUGUGCGCUAGGUGAGGGCGGCCGGCACGAGAUCGAGGAUGCGCUGAGAUCAGCCCUGGAUGAUUGCAGAGGAGAAGAUGACGCCAUGCGCUUGCUGACUCCAGUCCUGGGCGUACUUCGACUGACUGUUGCCAGCAGCCACCUACACCAGUUGAACCUGGACAGGGCAUCUGCGGUGCUGUCGGACUUAGAGGCAUCUUUGCGAAAUCACGGAGGCUGUGAAGCAUUGAGUCAGAGAUUGGAGGCACGAGCCACCCUCCUGCGAAGCCGAGCCGCCUGGCUGGGUGGCGGUGCCUCCGAGGUGGCGGUGUGGUUGGUUUUUCCUGCCAAGCACCUUCUGGCCUUCGCUCGUUUUGCCAUGGCUCGAAGUGGACAGGAGCUCAUGCGACGCCAGGAGAGCCUCAUUGAGCCGGUGCCGAACCCCUUCUCCAAUCCGGCUGCGCUUACUCCUUACGAGAUCUUCAAAGCAGGUUUGGUGGGCGUCCUGCUGCUGCCAAUGCGCAUCGGUACAGUGAUUGCUUGUGGUGUAGCAGAGGUGCUGCUGAUCCGCCUGGCCACUCUGGGUACAGAGCUGAAAGAGGACCGCGGCUGCUGGCAGCAUUCCGCACCUUUUGAAGUUUGGCGGCUCUGGCUGCUGGCCCCGCUGAAGUAUUUGAAUCGUUUAGCGCUGGCAGCCUUUGGCUUCUGGCCCGGUUGCAUCAAAGUCAAUGACUUGCGAAAGGAGCCAGGGUGUCCUUCCAAAAUUCUGGUGGUAGCGCCUCACAUGACCGCUUUGGACUCUCUGCUGAUCGGUGUGGCUUUCCCACCAGUGCCUAGCGGUGUGGGCAUGACAGGCUUGCUGCAGAUUCCUGUGAUGAGGAGUCUGGCGAUUGGGGCGCAGGCAAUCUUUGUCGAUCGCAACAACCCAGAGAGUAGGCGCAGCUGCAAGGAGGCUAUCCAAGCCAGGACAGUCGAGUCCUGGUCUGGCCCACCCAUGAUGAUUUUUCCCCAGGGUGUCAUCACGAAUGGCUCGGCGCUCACGCAAUUUAACGUUGGUGCUUUUUCUCCCGGAAAAGCUGUGGUACCUGUUUGCCUUCGAUAUCCGUGGAGGCACUACAAUCCCGCCGGCUGCGGACAGAAUCAUGCUUUGGGAAUCGCCCUGCUACGCACCAUGCUGCAGUUCACCAACGAGUGUCAGAUCGAUAUUCUGGAGACUUAUGUGCCUUCGCCAGCAGAAGUCGCAAAUGACAGGCUCUUCGCGAACAACGUGAGGAGCGUCAUGGCUGCGUACCUCAAUCUACCAUGCACAGAGCAGAACUAUGAGGAUGCUUUCCUGGCUUUCGGCUCACGCGCGCAUAUCGGCAGUGACUUUGAGGCGGCACGCUUGAGGCGCUGCUAUAACUGCAGCGUGGAUGACUUGAAAGCGGUGCUGCGCUCGUUCGAAUGCCAUGAUGCGAGUGACUCGGGGACGAUAUCGUACGAAGAGUUCUGCAGUGCGCUCUCUGGUCUGGGUGGUGCUGGACGUUUGAGCCAGGAGGCCGCCAUUUUCGCGUACUUCGACCAGGACAGAAGUGGGGCGGUUGAGUACCGUGACUACAUUCAGGUUGCUGCAUUGCUUUCUGGACGUGGUUCCGAGCCCAGUCGCAUGCAGCUUGCGUUCCUCAUUGCCGACAUGGAAGGCUCCGGCAGUGCGGCUGCAAGCUUCCUUUCGAAGCUGGCCAGCGAACCGGUGCCACAGGCUCGUUCUGGUGAUGAGUCGGUCAGUGUCUUCAAAAGCGGAGAGAGUGCUGCUGUUCUUGACCUGAAUUUUGCUGCCUUCCGCGACUUUGCUUUGACGCGGCCGGGAGUGGUGGACGCUUCCUUGGAGAUGCUCAGAAGGCACCUGCAAAUUCCACUUUUUGGAGAGAGUGGUGCUGACAAGAACGAGAAGUGUGCGAGCUAUACGUACGAACCGGUUCGUGUUGACAAACUAUGCCUCAGCAUUGACCUCAGAAGCAGGGCUCCCGUUGUGGUAAAUUUGUCUGGGCACCGCCAGCGGAUUGAGAACAUGUUUUGGGCAGCCGUAAAGGGAAGACGAAACACCUCAGCAGCCUUAGCCUUAGCAAAGUUGAAAGAUGCCGCCUACGCAACGUGCUGCAAGCAGAGCUUCAGGGCCUUGCGUGCUAAGCGUUUCGACGACGCUUUGCGAUGCUUCCGGCUGUCCUCGACAAGCUCCGGCAUCUCUGGCUCCACAGUUUCGCCUAUGCUGCAGAUGGCAGCCAGGAAUGCAGCUCGUGUGCAGAUAGCUGAGGGUCUCCUGUUGAUCCGCAGCCCAGUGCCACUGCGUGCUGCUGAAGGUGUCGAAGAACCGCGAGUGUACGCUUACACGGCUCAUUGGGUGGGUCUUCGUCCCAAGCCAUCCAAUGGUGAUGUGGUUUUCGCGCCUUGGGCUGAAGAUGGCUUUGACUACGAGGCGACAAUCGAGAGUAUCGACGAGGUCAACCAGUGCUGUACGGUCUGCUGGGCAGAUGGCGGGCAAACCUGCAGGGAAGUGCGUCUUCCAGCGCUCACGUCGCCUCUGGGCUCUCCUUGCGGCCGAGCUCUCCGGCAAUGCCCGCAGGAAGUGCGACUCUGGGCCUCCAGGAGGGCGCUGCGUGCAGCCCUGGCUGCCUGGCAAGCGCAAGCGGAAGCUGGAUCUGCACACGACGCUUUCGUUGACCUGGCUGGCCUGGUCUUCUCUGCGAUGUUGCAGCCGCAGAAUGCCGACUGGCUUUGGAAGUGCCGUUCUGGGCUUCAGCUGGUGCUUCGUUUGGAGCAAGGUGGCUCACCUGCAAUUGGAUCAGGCCAGAGUGGUGCAGCGGAUGGCUACAAGGAAGAUGUGCUUGUGCAUGUUGAAGCGUCUAUUGUGAAGGUCCUCUGGGCCAAGGCAGUGGGCCAAGCCAUUCCCGGGUUCGGUGCCCAGCACAAGCAGCCGUUUCGCGUGCUUGGCGUGCUCUGCUUUGGGCAGCUGGGCGCAGAGGAAUCUGUUUCGCGCCUCAGCGCGGAAAUCGACAAGAGUCGCAGCGCCGCCAACUUGCUCCUAGAGGUCGCGGCGUUGACCUUCGCGAUGGGUUGCAGGCUUGGCAAGCCAGACAAAGCAAAGGCCAUCGCCCUGCCGCUUGCUGUAGCUGCGGUGAACACGUUCACGGCCCUUGGCCCCCAGCCAGAUGAUGCUGCAAGCUCUGCACGCCACAUGGUAGAAAUCCUCAUCUCACAGGAGCUACCCCCGCACGAGGAGCCGCAGCGGGUGCUGUCUUGGGAAACAUUGGAGCUGAAGCCGAGUCGUGCACGCUGGCGGCUUGUAGGCUACCGUGCACGUGAUGAAGUUUGGCUGCUGCGUCGCGGUCGUGGAAAGAAGGGGGCAAAGCGUUUAGCAGCGCUGCCGGGACCUCCACCGCUGACGUGGUGCCUGGAGGGCAUUGCGCUGGCUGAGACGCUCCCAGACUUGGCUACGAAAGGUCACCGCAUUGCUGCACUGUCGCUCUGCAGAGCUGGACGUCCUUCGCGAGCGUUAGGUGACUUGCAGGCCCUAGGAAAGCUGCUUGCCAACACUUCUGGCUCACUGGCCGUUCUCCUGCAAGAGGACAUUAAAGUGCUACAGCUCGAGAUAGAGGUCGCAGUCGACGUGGACCUUCGCUGUGCAGACCGGGGCAGCGUACCAUCCGCUACGCUCCAGUCCUUUGUUCGGCGUGCUGAUGCGCUUCUUAAAGCUGCAACCCAACCACUUUGUGCAUCUCGCCUCCUAGCGCUGAGCGCAAGGCUUGUUCUUCUAGCUGAGAUACCUUGGUAUGCGGCAAGUGGCGCGCGUGCAGAGGCCUUGGAAGAUGCAUCGCAACGCUUAGCGGAAGCCGCCACGCAAGAGCCGCACAGGGUUCUUGCAGCACAGGCAGUGUGCGCUGUGCUGAAAGGAGACAUACGAGGCGCGCAAGCUGCUGCGGAUAUCUGGGCCAAAGUACGGGACAGCCCUGUAGCGCAUCGCUUGGUCUCUGAACUCCGCCAAGUGGUGCUCUUCCCACAAGCGCUGUCACAGGUGAUGGUCAUUUGCCUUGCGCAAGGCGUCUGCACGCCUUCAGACCGAUGA